Messenger RNA from Symbiodinium sp. CCMP2456, 1515 nucleotides. Lineage: Eukaryota; Dinophyceae; Suessiales; Symbiodiniaceae. The record is from the annotation of a GenBank genome assembly.
AUGACGGCCAUGGACACAGCAAAAGAUGCUGCUCCUCUGGGAACACGAUGGAAUCUCCGAGAGCAGAUUGGAGUGCAGAGAGAGCUCCUCACCAUCCUGCUGUCUGAGCCGAGAUUCAGAACCUUGAUGCUGGCGCUCUGGCUCUCUGAUUUCGGAAGCUCGAUUCAUCGCCCGGUUAUCACCUUCUUUUUCCUGCAGCUGGGUGCGACAGUUAUGGAUAUUGGUUACUUAAGCUUCUUCAUGGGAACUGCUUCUAUGAUCCUGUCACCUAUUUAUGGCUGGAUGGUGGACUCACGUGGAGUGCUGAAGCCUCUUCUGCUAUCGGCGCUUUCUUGCGGAUUUGGCUGCCUCAUUAGAGCCAUUGCCAGUACACCCGUCCACUUGAUCACAGCGCAACUUUUCAUGGGUAUUGGCGGCAGUUGCCAGUGGAGCAUGGUAAAGGGCUACAUUGCGUCAGAACUCCCGCACAGCAAGCGCGCGCUGCUCGUUGUGGGACUACGUGCUCAAAUGACCUUGUUGACGUUGGGGAGCUUCCUCUAUCCUGCGCUCGACUCGGGAUUGCAACUGUUGGGAUUUGCGGAUAAGCUUCUGCGUUACAGGGCCGAGGUUGGAACCUGUGCAAUCUUCUGCUGGGUCGGGAUUGUGAUUCUUAUAGCAGGCUGCUCCACUGCAGGCAGACCGUCAGAUCCGAAGCCACAGAGACAUGUUGAGCAAAGUGUAAGUCGAUGUAGCUUUGACUUCCUUGUCGCAGCUGGCACUUUGAGUUUAGUCUCUUGCUGUCAAUCAGCUUGCCGGACCUUGUGGCCCAUUUACAUUAAGUUUCAUUUCGGUUGGGAGGCGAGAUCUUUCGCUUUCCUAUCCUCAACAAACACGUUGCUUUUCAGCAUAGCCCUGGCAAUGUAUCCGAGCUGGACGCAGAGGAUGUCACAGCGGCAGGUGCUACAAGGCCUGGCAUGGCUGUCACUCCUCACAUUGUUUGGAUUUUGCGUUGGUGCAAGGCAGCAGUCUCUGGGGCUGCCACACCUAUUGCAUGUUUUUCUCGGAGUUCCUUCCUUGGUUUUCGUUGGUGUCUUGACAUCCGGUAUAGAGAUUGCUGCCUCGCUGUGCGUCCCAGCUGAUGCACAAGGCUGGGCCAUGGGACUCCUAAACUCGGCACAGGCAGCAGGUGGGGUUGCCGGAAGUUUGCUGGGCCCGGCACUGUGGACCAUCUCGAUUAGUGAAGUGGCGGAUGUGUCCGCACCCUCAUUGGUUGGAGUACUGCUUUCAGAGGGACGGCUCCCCUUCGUCGUCACCGCGGCAGCGCUGUUGCUAUGUGUGAUGCUCCUGCAAUGUCCACUCUGGCAGCGGGCGGAGCACACAGCGCAGCCUGGGAACAGCACCACUAUUGACAUGGUUCCAAUCGGAUGUGCAACUGAAGACUUGGGUUUCGAUGAUCCUGAAAAUGCGAAAGGCCAUCGGCAGGCCAACGAAGAUGAGAACUUGCCGUUGAACGAAGAGAACUCCAAAGUAUGCUAG